ACCACUUUUACGGUUAUUAAUUGAUCUUUUACUUCACUUUCAGUGAGAGGAGGAGUUAACAUGUUAUUCGCGAUUAGUACUGCUGAUGCUACUACUACUACACAAUUUUUGUUAUCAACUUAACAAGCGUUUACUGUUCAAAACUUUAAACCCUCCUUUAAUUUUGGGUAAAGGAUCUCCUUCACACUUUAUAUAUAACAUGGCACACAAUCUGAAAUAUUCACCCCAAAAAACAGAAACAAACCUAAAAAAACAAAAUAUUCCCUGACUUAAACAAUGAAAAAUUACAGUUUAUUUCUUUUUACUCUCCUGCAAUUGAUCAGCUUAGUCUUGGGCUGCCAUAAUGCAGAACUAGAGGCUCUUUCCUUGCUCAAGAUGAGUUUUAGCGACCCUGCAAAUCGUCUUUCUUCAUGGACUGGCAAAGAUUGCUGUCGUUGGAAAGGAGUAAUCUGUAACAAUGUUACAGGUUACAUAGACCAUCUUGAUCUGCGGGCUAACCCAGUGUGGAAUUUCGACAAUCCACUAAGUUUGAACGCGGCACCAUAUCAGUUAGAAGCCAAAAGGCUAGGCCCUUGUUUGCUUGAAUUGAGGCACUUGAACUACUUGGAUUUGAGCGGCAAUGACUUUCAAAGAAGCCAAAUCCCAGAGUUCAUUGGCUCAUUCAAACAUCUAAGGUACCUUAACUUGUCUAUGGCAUCUUUUUGGGGGGUUAUACCUCCCCAACUCGGCAAUCUUUCAAGACUAGAGAUACUUGAUCUUGAUAGCUCAAAUCUCUAUGGACCGCCUUUCCAUAGUGAUCUUGUUUGGAUUUCUCAACUUGUGAACCUGCGGUCUUUGGACUUGAGUGGCAUCUACCUUACUCCAACGAACAAGGCUAUGGCAACUCUCGCGAGGCUUCCUUCUUUGGUGAAGUUGCGGCUUCAAGACUGUGGACUAGGUAAGGCUCACUUAAGUCAUGCUUUCCACAAUUCAACUUUGCUUUCUAGGAUACAAUUCCUUGAUCUUUCCAUGAACAUGUUAGAUAGCCCUAUCCCUCGAUUUUCAGUCAAUAUGACCUCCUUGAAAUCCCUUGACCUCUCAUUUAAUAUGUUCAAUGGCUACAUCCCUCUUUGGCUAAACAAUAUCAGAGGACUUGAAUUUCUCAGCCUCAAGGGGAAUUCGUUUAGCCACGUAGAGGGCAUGGCAAUCAUGAGAGUCAUGGGGAAUCCAUGCAAAUUCAAAGGAUUGGAUUUGUCAUGGAAUUAUGAUCUUGUAGCAGAGCUCGAAAGCCCUCCGGAAAAUUUCUCCAAAUGCACGACACAUGAUUUGGAGAUGUUGGAUUUAAGCAAUAACAAGAUCGCAGGCAAAUUGCCUUAUUGGUUGGGGUACUUGAGAAAUCUUAGACGCUUGAAUCUAGGAGGUAAUAAAUUAGUUGGAUUGAUUCCAACAUCAAUUGGAAGAUUGCCAUACUUGGAAGAGUUAAGUCUGUCUAGGAAUGGUCUCAACGGAACCAUACCGACUUCUCUUCAAGGACUUUCAUCCUUGCAAAUGCUAGACUUGUCUCACAAUUCCUUGAAUGGCAUUGUUCCAUCUUUUCUAGGACAGUUGCAUUCUCUUACCCUUUUGCAACUGUCAAACAAUCUCUUGACUGGAACCAUCCCGGAAGUCCUUGGACAGCACAAGACACUAGUGAGAAUUAGCCUCUCAUCGAAUUUUUUGGAAGGCGUAGUGUCAGACACUCACCUCACCAACCUCUCUAGUCUAAAGAGUUUAGACCUACGCUUCAACUCAUUGAUCUUGAAUCUUACUUCUGACUGGAAGCCUCCGUUUCAACUCGAUGAACUUCAGUUAAGUUGCUGUAGAAUUGAAAGCCGGAUUCCUCAAUGGAUUCAAUCACAAAAACAGCUCAUUUUCAUGGACCUUUCGAAUACAGGGAUUUCAGGGGAUUUGCCAGAAUGGUUUUGGAACAUGAAGUUUUUUGGACUAAAUUUGUCCCACAAUCAUCUUACAGGUCCAAUCACAAACUUAUCCUUUGAGCUCUCUUAUGGAGACCUUUCAUAUAACUUGUUUUCGGGGUCUCUCCCACAAGGUCAAGUGCUCGACAAUGGCCUUGUUCGAACUUCUUUGUGCCAUUUGAAGAUGCUGCAUGUGCUGGAUCUUCAGAGAAACAUGCUAUCAGGCACAAUACCUGACUGCUGGAGUUCUGAACAAGUGUAUACUAUCAAUUUGUCCUCGAAUAAUCUUUCAGGGCUCAUUCCCAAGUCCAUAGGACUACUUCCUAACUUAUUAUUUUUGAAUUUGAACAACAAUUCACUUGAAGGGAAAAUUCCUAAGACUUUCAACAAAUCUAGAGGAUUGAUAAUUCUAGAUCUUGGUGAAAAUAAGCUAUCAGGGGACAUACCAAAAUUCAGUGCAAAAAGCCACCCGAAUCUGCAGAUUCUCAGGUUACGAGGAAAUCAACUUGUUGGGGUUCUUCCUGUGCAACUUUGCUCACUUCCUUGGCUUCAAAUCCUGGACCUUGCAAGCAACAAUCUGACCGGGGACAUUCCUCAAUGUUUUGGCAACUUAAACGGCAUGGUGUUGCUUCCCACAACUCGUAAUUCAAGUGCAUCAUCACCUACAUUUCCCAUUGAACAAACUACCAUGGAGGUGUUGAAAGGGAAAGAGCUACAAUACACCACCAAUCUUAAGUUUGUAGUGAACUUGGACCUUUCGUGCAACGGUUUAGUAGGCUCAAUCCCUGAGGAGCUUACUAAUUUAGCAGGACUUGUUGGCUUCAACUUGUCGAACAAUCAUCUAACAGGAAUUAUACCUCAGAAGAUUGGUAAUAUGAAAUCAUUAGAGUCCCUUGACCUGUCUAACAAUAUGCUUUCAGGGACAAUUCCUCCAAGCAUAUCCGCGUUGAAUUUCUUGAGCCAUUUAAACUUGUCGUACAACAAGCUUCACGGAACAAUCCCAACAGGAAACCAACUCCAAACUCUUGAUGACCCAUCAUUGAUAUAUGCAGGCAAUCCGGGUUUAUGUGGAGAUGCAUUGCCGAAAAAAUGCAAAAUCAAACAAGGUGUUCAACAAGGAUCAAACCAUGCUCAAGAGGAGGAUGAUGACCAUGAAGAGGUGGAAUUCUAUGUCGUCAUAUUUCUCGGUUUUGCUACGGGGUUUUGGGGAAUGGUUGGAAGUUUAGUGCUCAUGCCGGGGUGGAGACACGUUGUGUUCCGGCGUGUUGAAAAUAUCCUGAAUUUCUUGUGCGCUAAGUUGUGUUAAAGAUCAACAGAUUCAGAAAUUUAUGAUGAGUUAGGUGUAAGCUGAUACACAUCAGUCAAAGAUCAUUACUGAGAUACUAGUAUAUCAAAUGUAGUAUGAAUAAGUUUACACUAAAUUUGUUAGUUUGUUACCAGAAGUUGGUAACUAUAUAUUGUAAUAUUAUAUCGAUCUCAUAUGAUGUCAAACUUUUUCAGCAAUUUUACUUUUGACUUGACUUUUGAUGUAUACCAAAGCACAAUUUCAUGCGUUAAAAUCAUUAUAUACUGUAAUAUUUAACUUUCAGUAAAUAUUACUCCCUUUGUUUUUUUUUUUUUUUAAAUGUUAAGAGUUGUGAAUGCAGAGUUAUAUGAGGUUUUACAAUUAAAAAGAGUGAAUUUUCUACAGCAUUAAGAAAAGGUAGAAAAGGUAGUAUGUAUCUUCGGAGGUGGUUUCUGAGGUAGCUCCGUAGCUACACAUUAAUACACAUUAAAUCGUAGGUAACAUUUAACGGGUCGUAAAAGUAAAACUAAAUAUAAGGUUGAGUAGAAUUGAUAACAUUAAUGGGAUGAGGUUUGUACAAGGAAUAAGGUAAAAGGUAGUAUACUAGUUUUAGUAUAAAAGAGAUAAGAACGAUAGAUUAUUAGAAGCUACACCUUGUUCUCACCUUCAAUCCAAACAUGCCC
Chenopodium quinoa (quinoa) is the source of this 3902-nucleotide messenger RNA. RefSeq names its product LRR receptor-like serine/threonine-protein kinase GSO1. Bases 277 to 3240 code for a protein of 987 amino acids. Gene Ontology annotation, molecular function: protein binding. The transcript has a single exon. The record is from RefSeq and is a predicted model, not a curated record. NCBI's taxonomy places the organism in Eukaryota, Viridiplantae, Streptophyta, Magnoliopsida, Caryophyllales, Amaranthaceae.